Molecule: messenger RNA, 1047 nt
Organism: Fopius arisanus
Lineage: Eukaryota; Metazoa; Arthropoda; Insecta; Hymenoptera; Braconidae
Product: DEAD-box ATP-dependent RNA helicase 42-like
Exons: 2
Coding region: 1-1047 (348 amino acids)
Source: RefSeq, a predicted model, not a curated record
AUGAUAUCCACGAAGGAAAUGGACAUCGGAAAAGCGGGUUAUGAAGGGGGAAAGAGUGAGAAGGAAGGCGAUCAGAAUGGGACGGAGAUGCUCGGCCUCAACGAAGAGGGGGGAGCGCCGGAAUGCAACGAGUCGGUAUAUGAGUCGCCAGCGGAGUUUUCGGACGGAUCGGACGGGGGGAUGAGUGGGGGAGAGGGAGCUCAGGCGAAGAGAAGAGGUAGGAGGACGAAUGCUGAGCGGUUGAGGAGAGCGACGGCAGGGGGGAGAAAUGCGUCACCACUUCUGAGGGUUUGGCAGAAAAAGAGAGAGGAGGAAAGAGCGAGCGAGACAGAGGAUAAUGAAAGUGAGAGCGGAAAAAGAGGAAGACAAGAUGAUGAGGAGGGCGAACAGAAUGGGAAAAGGAGGAAAGAGGACAGCGAGAGAGCAGAUAAAGAGAGAUUGAAGAGAAUAGAGGAGAUGUUGCGGAGUUUCAGGGAAGAUACUGUGGGGGCACUGAAAAAAGCGAAUGAAGAGGGAGAGGGAAUUAGAGGAGAGAUAAGGGUAAUGAAUGAGAAAUGGAAGAAGUGGGAGAAUAAAUGGGAGGAGGAAAAAAAGCGAAUGCAAGAAGGGAUAAUGGAUAUAGGAGAGACAGUCAUAGAGAUGAGGAAGGAGCAAAAAACCGAUAUAGCCCAAGUGAAUGUCAGACUCAGACGGUUAGAGGAGAAGGGGAGUAGGAUGGAUGAGCUGGAGGAGUUGGUAAAGGGAUUGAGGAUGGGAGGAGAAGAGAGUAACGGGAAUGCAGUGAGCGCAGGGAAGGCAAAGGUGAUGCAAGUGCAGGGAGUUCUUGUCAAAGGGGUUAAGAAAUUCGGGGGGGUGGGCAAAAAGGGGAGUGGAUCAGUUGUGGUGGAACUGGAGAACGAGGAGCAAAAAGGAUGGACCAUGGGAAGUAGGGCAAGCCUUAAAGGGAGACAGGAGGUAGUAGACCAUGAUAGAACUCGAAAGGAGAGAAAAAUGUUGUGGAACCUGGAGAAGGUGGAGAUGGUGGAAAGAAACACAGACGAACAGUAG